AUGCCCCAAAUCAAGAAAAAAGGCACCACUGGCCAAGCCAAGAAUUUCAUCACACGAACCCAAGCUAAAGAAAGCUUCGAAGGCGUCUACGCCAUCUACCACCUUCUACUACACCCAAGAUAUCCAAUACCUCCUCCACGAGCCAUUACUCGCAAAAUUCAGAGAACACAAAGCGGUUUCGAAGAAGAUCGCGAGGUCACUAGGAAGGGAGAAGUGGGAGAUGCUGCGCGACUAGAAAAGAACCAUGUGACGAAGCUCACACUAGAUCAUAUCAUCAAGCAAAGAUACCCAACCUUUGUCGACGCCCUCCGCGAUCUCGAUGACGCUCUGUCUCUACUUUUCCUCUUCUCCAGUCUCCCAUCGACAUUGAACGUUCCUCCGAAAACUAUUUCGUUGUGUCAACGAUUAUGCCUUGAAUUCGAACAUUAUCUGAUCACCACGCACUCUCUCCACAAAUCAUUCCUCUCGAUAAAAGGCAUCUAUUACCAAGCUACCAUCCAAGGCCAGGAUAUACUAUGGCUUGUGCCUUACAAAUUCGUACAGCGGAUGACAGGAGAUGUGGAUUUCAGGAUCAUGGCAACAUUCGUGGAGUUCUACACUACGCUCCUCGGGUUUGUGAACUUCCGACUGUACACAUCGAUUGGCCUAGUCUACCCACCAAAGUUCAACGCAAAGAGCGAUGAAGAAGGCGGGGAGCUUAGUGCGCUCAUGCUAGAGAGUCGAGGUAUCGACGGGUCAAAGCAAAUUGAAGCCCCUCCAGCUGUCGAUAUUGAGCAGAGUGGGCCCACCGCCGUCUCCGAAGAUGUACAAAAGCAGAUCCAAGCAAUUCAAGAAACCACUGAAACGGCCCCCUCGGAAGAAAGGCAAGACUCGCAAGCCGAUGAUACAGACCAACCCACGCCUCCUGACGCGAUUGAUACCUUCUCCCCCACUGCCCCCGACGCCGAUACCCUCCUUCAGCCUUCAGCCUCCGACUCUACAACCUCCACCCUCUUCGCCCCCUUCACAUUCUUCCUUUCCCGCGAAGUCCCUAAAGCUUCAAUAGAGUUCCUGCUCCGCGCUUUCGGCUGCAAGCGCAUAGGCUGGGACAGCGUCCUCGGAGAUGGCGCGUACACGACCAACGAGUUCGACCCAAGCAUCACGCACCAGAUUGUCGAUCGGCCGCCGUUGGGCGCUGAAGCAUGGAAUACCACCAGCGCAGCAGCUCCUGACGAUUCAGAUGCCGAUGAGGACGAGCCGAAAGUGGUCGUUCAAAGAGGGUGGCCCGCCAACAGAAUGCCAGGCCGCAUCUACAUCCAGCCGCAAUGGGUCUGGGACUGCAUCAACCAAGUGCAACUCCUGCGUCCAGACCUAUACGCUCCUGGGGCUACGUUACCACCCCAUCUAAGUCCGUGGGUGAAGCCUAGUAAAGGCGCUUAUGACCCCACCGCACCUCUAGCACAAGAAGCUGUUGAGCAACCCGCGCUUGAGAACGGCGAGGCCGAGCCCGAAUUAGUGGAGGACGACGAAGAAAGCGCCGAGGAAGACGAGGAGGAAAUUGAAGACAGCACCCAUGACAAAUCUGGUGACACCGUCUCCGAAACAUCCUUCACAGGCUUCGACGCCUCCAUCCCCAACGCUCGGUCCAGCACAGAGCGCCUCCACCAAGACGAGCUCCUUGCUGAAGCAGAGGGAGUUGCGCUUCCCCAACCUAAGUUAAAGGGGAUUUUGAAGAAGGAGAAUGGGGCUGCGAGACAGCGGGAGAGAGAGCGCGCGGCACGCCAGGAAGAAGAGGAGCUGGAACGCAGGAAGAUGAUGAUGCCGAAUCGGAAGAGGAAGUUGGUGGAGAAGAUGUUGUAUUCGAAUAAGGUGAAAGAUGGGGAACGGGAGCGGUUGGAGGGGAAGAGGAGGAGGAUUGAGAAGGAGGGGAGAGGGGGGUUGGGGAAAGGGACGGGGACGGGGGAGGGGGAGGGGGAGGUGAGCGGGGCAAGUUGA
This is a messenger RNA of Bacidia gigantensis, 1974 nucleotides long. RefSeq lists its product as uncharacterized. The record is from RefSeq and is a predicted model, not a curated record. Gene Ontology annotation, molecular function: RNA binding. Gene Ontology annotation, cellular component: nucleolus; PeBoW complex. Lineage: Eukaryota; Fungi; Ascomycota; Lecanoromycetes; Lecanorales; Ramalinaceae. The transcript is spliced from 3 exons. Bases 1 to 1974 code for a protein of 657 amino acids. Gene Ontology annotation, biological process: ribosome biogenesis; maturation of LSU-rRNA from tricistronic rRNA transcript (SSU-rRNA, 5.8S rRNA, LSU-rRNA).